This is a messenger RNA of Eremothecium cymbalariae DBVPG#7215, 666 nucleotides long. Its product is annotated as nucleotide diphosphatase. Bases 1 to 666 code for a protein of 221 amino acids. The record is from RefSeq and is a predicted model, not a curated record. Gene Ontology annotation, molecular function: nucleoside triphosphate diphosphatase activity. The transcript has a single exon. Lineage: Eukaryota; Fungi; Ascomycota; Saccharomycetes; Saccharomycetales; Saccharomycetaceae.
AUGUCAAUCAUUGAGAGGAUAGAAAGGGACUACGAGAUCAUACUGGCCUCAAGUUCUCCAAGAAGACGUGAAAUAGUCACUGAAUUACUCGGAUUUAAAAAUAUCUCCAUUAUAAAGCCAUCAUUCGAAGAAAACCUAGACAAACAACUUUACAAAAAAGACCCCAUAAAGUACGUCGUGGAUACAUGCAAGGGUAAAUCCGAUAGCAUAAUCCAAGAGCUACUUACCUCUUCAAAAUACAACACCAUCAAAAAACCUAUAUUAGUGAUCUGCGCUGAUACAGUCGUUAUCGACAGUGAGAACAAUAUCUAUGAAAAGCCUAUUAUCAAAGAAGUUCAGAAAUUAAACUUAAUCAAGUUUCGUGACGAUCUUCAACCAUUAACUGCUGCUACUGCAGUGAACAUCAUCUGUUGGGCUGGUAAACUCGAUUACUCUAUCACUCCCUUCCAUGAGGUGACGAAAAUUCAUUUUGAAAAAUCCAUGCCCGAAGAACUAAUACAGGCUUAUGUCGAUAGUGAAGAUGGACUACAGGUUGCAGGUGGUUUCAAAAUCCAAGGUCUAAGCGCGACCCUUAUUAGCGGCAUAGAAGGUGACUAUUACAACGUUGUUGGAUUACCUGCAUCCAAGACAUUGAUCCAUCUACUGCGUAUAGCCCAACCGAAUUGA